Setaria italica (foxtail millet) is the source of this 2345-nucleotide messenger RNA. RefSeq lists its product as uncharacterized. NCBI's taxonomy places the organism in Eukaryota, Viridiplantae, Streptophyta, Magnoliopsida, Poales, Poaceae. The record is from RefSeq and is a predicted model, not a curated record. The transcript has a single exon. Bases 12 to 2126 code for a protein of 704 amino acids.
CACUCCUCGCCAUGGGCCCCGUCCUCCUCGGUCCUCCCAUCAUCCGCGGCGCUCGCCCGGCCACCGACACCGACGCCCCCGCCUCCCACCCCUUCCUCGACCUCCUCGACGCCGGCUUCAACGACGACGCGCCGGACGCCGCCAAGGCGCCGCGCAAAGCCUUCACCGAGAACGGCUCCGCCACCUACGCCGGCUCCGGGAACCCCUGCCUGGAUCUCUUCUUCCAGGUGGUUCCCGGCACGCCGGCCUACCGCGUGCGGGAUCUCGUCGCCGCCGCCUGGGCGCGCGACCCGCUCACGGCGCUCAAGCUCGUCGCCAACCUCCGCGGCGUGCGCGGCACGGGCAAGUCGGACCGCGACGGGUUCUACGCCGCCGCGCUCUGGGUGCACGAGCGCCACCCGCGCACGCUCGCCUGCAACGUCCCCGCGCUCGCCGAGUUCGGCUACCUCAAGGACUUCCCCGAGCUGCUCUACCGCCUCCUCCACGGCGCCGACGUCCGCGCCGUCGCCAAGGCCAGGGCCGACGCCGAGAAGGGGCGCCGGGCCGUCAAGGUUCGCCUCGCGCGUUUCGCCAUCCGGAGGCAGCGUGUCCUCGAGUUCCGCGCCGCCACCACGGUCCCGCGACCGCGAGGCCCCACGCUCUCCGACUACGUGACCGCCGCGCUCUCCAAGACCAAGACCAAGACCAAGAAGGCCAAGCGGAGCAGGAAGGCGGCAGCCGUGGCCCCGGUGGACACGGAGGAGGCGAUGGAGGUGGAGCAGAAACCCGAGGCGACGGAGGUGGCGGAGAAGCUUGAGGCGAUGGAGGUGGAUCAGAAGGCGGCACCACAGCCACCGCAGGAGGAGGUGCCCGCGACGAAGAAGAAGGUCAUCUCCAAAAAGGUGCGGAAGGCGGCCAAGCUGGCCGUGCAGUCGCUGGAGACGUACUACGGCGACCGCGCCUACCGCUUCCUGUUCGACUGCAUCGCCGAGUUCUUUGCCGACCUCCUCGCCUCCGACCUCAAGCAGCUCGCCCCUGGCGGCAAGAAGAGGAAGAUCGGGCUCGCCGCCAAGUGGUGCCCCACGCCGGGCUCGUCGUUCGACCGGUCGACGCUGCUCUGCGAGGCCGUCUCCCGCCGCCUCUUCCCGCGCGACUCCAACCCGGACUACGCCGACCUGUCGGAGGAGCACUACUCCUACCAGGUGCUCCACCGCCUCCGCCGCGAGGUGCUGGUGCCGCUGCGCAAGGUCCUCGAGCUCCCUGAGGUGUACAUGAGCGCCCAGCGGUGGUCCGACCUGCCCUACACCCGCGUGGCCUCGGUGGCUAUGAGGCGCUACAAGGCCCUGUUCAAGAAGCACGACGAGGCGCGCUUCGGCAAGUACCUCGAGGACGUGGCGGCGGGCAAGGCCAAGAUCGCGGCGGGAGCGCUGCUGCCCCACGAGAUCGCGGCCGCGGCCUACGCCGGCCUGAAGGACGACGUGUCGGAGCUGCAGUGGCGCCGCAUGGUCGACGACCUCCGCGAGAAGGGCUCGCUGAGCAACUGCAUCGCCGUCUGCGACGUGUCCGGGAGCAUGACCGGCACGCCCAUGGAGGUGUGCGUCGCGCUGGGCUUGCUCAUCUCGGAGCUCAGCGAGAAGCCAUGGGCGGGCCGGGUGAUCACGUUCAGCGAGAGACCGGAGAUCCACGAGAUCAAAGGCGACACCCUCCAGGAGAAGCUGAGCUUCGUUCGAACAAUGGAAUGGGGUUGUAGCACCAACUUCCAGGGGGUGUUCGACAGGAUCCUCAGCACGGCGGUGGACGCCCGGCUGGCACGGGAGAAGAUGAUCAGGACCGUGUUCGUGUUCAGCGACAUGGAGUUCAACGAGGCGUCGGCUUACAGCAGGUGGGAGACGGACUACGAGGCCAUCUGCCGCAAGUUCCAGGAAGCCGGGUACGGCGACGUGGUGCCACAGAUCGUGUUCUGGAACCUGCGGGACUCGCUAUCCACGCCCGUGACAUCGACGCAGCCAGGGGUCGCGAUGGUGAGCGGCUUCUCGAAGAACUUGGUUAAGCUGUUCUUGGAGAACGAUGGCGUGGUGAACCCGGAGGCUGUCAUGGAGGCAGCGAUCGCCGGCAAGGAGUACCAGAAGCUUGCCGUGUUUGAUUGAUCAAGGCAUAGGUGAUCGGUGCCGUGAGGAGUGGUCUUUGGGAGUGUCUGCAGAAUUUUAGGGGAGGAUAGCACUCGAUUUCUGAACGGCCUUUAGAGUUUAGAGCCUCUGGUUGCCCCUUUCUCCAGUUCAAUUAGGUGCUUCAUGAAAAUAAAAUUGUUUCCCUAAUUUGUGCCUGUUCAUGUAGGCUUUUCUACUUUCGCUUUUAUCUAUACAAAC